UAGUGACAAAUGCACCUAAAUAUCGUAAAAAUACACGAAUCGAUUACUACUACGUGUAGUUUCAGUUUAACAUGUAUCUUAUCGGUUGCAAAGUGCACUGUAACGGAGUUACUUUAUUCAUUAAGUGAAUGAAGUAAACAAUGGAACAUCUACCGCCAUUCAGGAAACCUAAUGGACCAGUUACAUUCGUACUACAGCAACGCACCAAAACUCACGAUAGUAGAUCUAUAGAUAUAAGCGAAAAUGCCAUGGAACCCCCAAAGGACACGAUAGAGGAACCUCCAAAUGACAAGCUUCGCAAAAUAGGAGAUGCAUCGGCUAGAGCCUCGGAAUAUUACCAAAGUUGCCAUCAAGAAAAGGCUUUGAAAUGCUAUAAAGAAGCUUUUGGCUUAUCUAAAGAUAUAAGUGAUGAUGAAGUACAGAGAAGCUGUGCGGGUAAUGUUGGAUCUGCAUAUAUUGCCGUAGGUGAGUAUAAAAAAGCAUUAAACUAUCUACAUAAAGCAAUGCCACAAAAUGACCAAAUGGUUGAUUGUGUAUCAGCUGAUCUGUAUUACAACAUGGGGCUUUGUCAUGAAAACAUGGGAAGGAAGGAAGAAGCACUGAUGAAUUUUCAGAAAGCCCAUGAAAUAUACGAACAAGAUGGGAGUGACAAUAUUGGGAUGAGGAUAAGAUGUUUAGAAAAGUGCAAGGAGUUAUUAAAUAUCUUAAAACAUUUCCCUGAAGCAGCCAAAGUCAGUAAGCAAUUAGUAGAUAUUGUAAGCGAUCAAGAUAGGAUUGAAAAGGCAGAACAACUCUGUGAAACAGCUGCAGCUCUUAGACUUGCAGGUUCAAAUUCAGACGCAAUAAAGGUAGCUAACGAGUGUAAGGAAAUGCUGAUAACAAGCACAACACAAGGAAGGCCUUAUUCUAUGUUUGCAGGAAAGGUUCUGAACGAUCUUGGAAUAGUUCUCACACAGUUGCACGAAUAUGAAACGGCGCUCACCUGUUUCAAGAAAGCAGUUGAACACAUACGGAAUAGUCAUGAAAGCGACUUUUGUAUUGAAGCUACUGUUUUACAAAACAUCGGUGCUUUGUACAAUUUUAAAGAUGAGUACAGAAGAUCAAUAGAAUUUCAUAAAGAAGCUGUCGAAAAACAUGCAUUGUUGCAGAACAGAAACGGGCAAGGACAAUGCUUUGCUAAUCUUGCAUUUGCUCAUGCCAAACUUGGUGAGUCGAAAGAAGCUGAAAUAGCAUUUCAGCAUGCCCUCCAAGCAUCGAAGGAGACAGGUGACAGGAUAACGAAAUGGCAUGCUUUGGAAGGUCUCGGAGCCAUUUUUUAUAAUAAAGGAGAUAAACCACGGGCUUUCGAAUAUUUCACAAAGGCCCUACAAAACGUUGAAGAAAACAAUCCAGCUUGUGAGAGGAUAAGGAAGAAAUUAUGGCAACUAUAUCAUCUCGAUAGAGGAAUACCUGACCAGCGGCAUACCCUUGAUGAACAAAUCACUGCAUUGGAGUCGUCUUCCGAAGAUUCAAGUACUGAUUCGGAUGAUGGUGAUGGUGAUGAUGACGAGAAGGAGGAGAAAGAGGAGUGAAGCAGAUAGUAAAUGUAGAAUAAUUAAAUGGUAUGACAAAGUGAUCGAAACUAACAAAUUUAAAUCUAAUUCUCAUUCAUAAUUUUCCUUAAAACAAUGUAAAUUUUACAUUCCAAUCUGUGAUUAUUGUAAAGCUUUAAACAGAAUUGUCUAGAUUUUGUAUGUUUAAAAAUAAAAUUUGCAUCGCAUUAUGACAAGCAUCCAAAUUUAAGGAGAAUGAGCCAGAUUCAAAAAGGAGUAAUAAAAGUCAUUAUAUAUACUAAUAACCAGCUUUAUGGCAAUUAGCAAGUAAAAUGUGUGAAAGUUG
Messenger RNA from Ruditapes philippinarum (Manila clam), 1878 nucleotides. RefSeq names its product tetratricopeptide repeat protein 24-like. Gene Ontology annotation, molecular function: protein binding. The coding region runs from base 141 to 1571 and encodes 476 amino acids. NCBI's taxonomy places the organism in Eukaryota, Metazoa, Mollusca, Bivalvia, Venerida, Veneridae. The record is from RefSeq and is a predicted model, not a curated record. The transcript is spliced from 7 exons.